AUGUGGCCCUGGUUGGCAGUGGGAGCUCUGCAUGUGGGGCUGUGGGAAUUCACGGGAUUACUCGGCGUCUUCUUCAAAUUGGGGUGGAGUACUCGGCGUCUUCUUCACAUGAUUAUCAUUACAAAAGCUUGGCAAGCAAAGAGAGUGAGUGAGAGGGAGGACAUCGAAGCAAAAAGAGUGAGGCAUAUCCAUCAUCGUCCUCAAAAAUUUGAGGAUGAUGAACAACAAGUCCUUCAUCCUCAACUUAUCAACUGUGAGAUACCAGAUCAAUGUAUUGUUGAUAAUUUGAAAAUAGUUGGUUUUUAUGAUGUUGUUUUUGUAAGAGAAUUUCGGUUGAUCUCCGGUUUGAUAAAUGCAUUAAUUGAACGGUGGAGACCAGAAACUCAUACUUUUCAUCUUCCAUGUGGUGAAUAUACAAUCACUUUGGAGGAUGUGGCUUUACAACUCGGGGUUCCUAUAAAUGGAAUGGAAGUGGUGGGAAAUAUCGAUCUUGACGUGUUUGCAAUAUGUGAGCGUUACCUUGGGAAGGUACCAGACAAAGAUAUAGCAAAAGGGUCACAACUGAGAUUAUCCUGA
Hibiscus syriacus is the source of this 576-nucleotide messenger RNA. Its product is annotated as serine/threonine-protein phosphatase 7 long form homolog. Lineage: Eukaryota; Viridiplantae; Streptophyta; Magnoliopsida; Malvales; Malvaceae. The transcript is spliced from 4 exons. The coding region runs from base 1 to 576 and encodes 191 amino acids. Gene Ontology annotation, biological process: meristem development; meristem maintenance. The record is from RefSeq and is a predicted model, not a curated record.